Molecule: messenger RNA, 315 nt
Organism: Fonsecaea nubica
Lineage: Eukaryota; Fungi; Ascomycota; Eurotiomycetes; Chaetothyriales; Herpotrichiellaceae
Exons: 2
Coding region: 1-315 (104 amino acids)
Biological process (GO): protein sumoylation
Cellular component (GO): septin ring; nucleus
Molecular function (GO): ubiquitin-like protein ligase binding; protein tag activity
Source: RefSeq, a predicted model, not a curated record
AUGUCCGACGCUGGCCAAGGAGGGUCGCCAAACGGUGCGGCUGGUGAUGCGCCGCCUGCUGGAGUCACCAGCAACGAGCAUCUCAACAUCAAGGUCACGGAUGGGAACAACGAAGUUUUCUUCAAGAUCAAGCGAAGCACAAAGUUGGAGAAGCUGAUGCGAGCAUUCUGCGAGAGACAAGGCAAAGAUCCCAAGGCAGCGCGGUUUCUAUUCGACGGUCAAAAGGUGCAAGCUGGUGAUACCCCCGAACAACUUGAAAUGCAAGAUGGCGAUUCGAUCGAAGUUCAUCAAGAGCAGAUUGGCGGUCGAGCAUAG